This is a messenger RNA of Cutaneotrichosporon cavernicola, 2433 nucleotides long. RefSeq lists its product as uncharacterized. The record is from RefSeq and is a predicted model, not a curated record. Bases 1 to 2433 code for a protein of 810 amino acids. Gene Ontology annotation, molecular function: GTPase activity; GTP binding; U3 snoRNA binding. NCBI's taxonomy places the organism in Eukaryota, Fungi, Basidiomycota, Tremellomycetes, Trichosporonales, Trichosporonaceae. Gene Ontology annotation, cellular component: nucleus; preribosome, small subunit precursor. The transcript has 12 exons. Gene Ontology annotation, biological process: endonucleolytic cleavage of tricistronic rRNA transcript (SSU-rRNA, 5.8S rRNA, LSU-rRNA); maturation of SSU-rRNA from tricistronic rRNA transcript (SSU-rRNA, 5.8S rRNA, LSU-rRNA); ribosome biogenesis.
AUGGCUCCUCAAGCUCAUCAUCAUCGACCUACUCUCAAACAGUCCAACAAGUCGUUCAAGUCCAAGCAUGCCUCUAAAGGUGCGAGGAAGGCCGCUGCUAAAGGCAAGACUGCAGCUAUUACUGCUCCCAAUGCGUCUACUCGCAAAGCGGUCGACGCUGGCUCAAAGAAGACUCGCCUGAACCAACAGGCUCAAAAGCGAGACGUCAAACAACGUGCGGGCCGGGAGGACGCCAAGUUCUUCUCUAUGAGCUCCAAUGGAGGCAAGGUCCCCCGCAUUGUCUCCAUUGUCCCGCUUCUGCCGUCACUCUCCUGUGAACGUUUGGUUUACGACCUGCUGCCGGCUCUCGGCCUCUCCGAGAACGACAUUGCUGGGCUUCAUUGGGAUGGCCACUCGUCUUUCGUUACCAUGGCUCCCCGAUUCAAGUCGUCUAUCCACUUCAACAUCUUGCCCCCGCUCCAAGUCUUCUCCGCCCUCGACGCCGCUCUCGCCAGUGACAUUGUCAUCCUCCUCCUCAGCAGCGUGGAUGAAGUCCAGCUCGAGGGCGAAGCCGUCUUGAGGUGUCUCCAAGGACAGGCUGGUGGCGUGACCGCUUUCGCUUGUGUUCAGUCCCCAGAGUCGACACCACUGGCAGGUGCAACAAAGUCGCUGGUGCACAAGUCGCUCUUAUCCUUCUCCCGUUACUUCUUUCCGUCCGUGAACAAGGUCUUCUCCGCCGAUACUGUGAACGACGCGAUUCUCCUGGCCCGUGCAUUAUGCGAAACGCCACCUGCUUUCAUUCAACAUCCGGACGGACGGGCAUGGUUGGUUGCGGAAGAGGAGCCUAUGUGGUUUUCGGCAGAGGACACAGUAAACAACGAUCAACAGCAACUCUCUGAGUGCGGGUCGCUCAGGGUAACUGGCACUGUGCGAGGCGGGCGCCUCAGUGCGAACCGUCUUGUGCAUCUACCUGGUUUGGGGGACUUCCAGAUCUCCGAGAUCUCGGCAGCACCAUCUCUGUCCACGCGCGAUGGCUACCCUUCGGCCGUCUGUCUUUCUUCGCCCGGCGAUGAGGCUGAUGACUUGACUGCCAACAAUGUGCCGGAUCUGCUUGCCAACGAGCAGACUUGGCCAACCGAGGAGGAGAUGAUGGGAGCCCAAGGAACUGAGACAGACGACCUCCCCAAGCGUGUGAAGCGUGUGCCUAAAGGUACCAGUGCCUAUCAGGCGGCCUGGAUCGUCGACGAUGACGAUGAGGACGAUGAGGGCACUGCGGGCGAUGAUGCCGAAUCUGCCAGCGAUAUGAUGGACACUGAAGCCAUGGAAUCAGACCUGGACUCUCCGAUCCAAGACGAGACGGAAGAGCUGGAGGAGGUGGAACUUGAUGCUCGCAGCGAGGCUCACCAAGAGAUGACAGCUGAGGAAGAAGAGGCCGAGUACGAAGCAUAUCUCCGUGAGCGCGAGUGUGCGCAGCGAGACGACAUCAACUUUCCGGAUGAGAUCGAUACCCCCAGGCACUUGGCUGCCAGUGUGCGCUUCCAACGUUAUCGUGGACUGCGUAGCUUCCGCACAAGCCCGUGGGAUCCAUACGAGAAUCUGCCUCUGGGUUAUGGCGAGAUCUUCCAGUUCGAGAACUUUGCAGCGACCCAGAAGAGGGUGGAGCGCGAGGCCCGUGAGGAAGGUGUCGAGCUCGGCACUCGCGUAACUUUGGUACUCAGCAAUGUUCCGCGCAAGGCAAUUGCCGGCAGAAGUUAUGGAUCGCCAUUUGUUGUCCAUGGCCUCCUCCGUCACGAGCACAAGCAGACUGUGCUUCACUUCGUGGUACAGAGAAACACCGAGUACACGGAGCCCGUGCGCGCCAAAGAUCCGCUGGUGUUGUGUGCCGGGCCGCGGCGCUACAACAUCAACCCUCUCUUCUCCCAGCAUGUUCGAGGGGGCGGAAGAGGUGUCAAUAAUGUCCAUAAGUCGGAGCGCUAUCUCAAGCCCGGAUCGACGACUGUUGUGACUACGUAUGGCCCAGCCUGCUUUGGCAAGCUCCCAUGUCUCCUGCUCAAGCAAGAUUCUCAAAGUGGUCUUCCUGAUUUGGUGGCGAUGGGCUCGUUCCUUUCGUCUGAUCCUACGCGGAUUAUUGCAAAGCGCAUCGUUCUCACAGGGCAUCCGUUCAAGGUUCACAAGAAGACAGCGACCAUCCGUUACAUGUUCUUCAACCGUGAUGAUGUCCAGUACUUCCAGUCUGUCGAACUUCACACCAAGUAUGGCCGCACUGGACACAUCACGGAAGCUCUCGGAACCCAUGGCUAUUUCAAGGCACACUUUGACGGCCCCAUCCAGCAGAUGGAUACUGUCUGCAUGAGCCUCUACAAGCGCCAGUUCCCGAAGUGGUCGACCACGUUCCAGCCGCCUACUGUGACUGCCGUCAAGGAGGAUGACAACACGAGCAUGGAGUUAGAGUAA